This is a messenger RNA of Acomys russatus (golden spiny mouse), 1258 nucleotides long. Its product is annotated as HLA class I histocompatibility antigen, alpha chain G-like. Gene Ontology annotation, molecular function: peptide antigen binding; signaling receptor binding. Gene Ontology annotation, biological process: immune response; antigen processing and presentation of endogenous peptide antigen via MHC class I via ER pathway, TAP-independent; antigen processing and presentation of endogenous peptide antigen via MHC class Ib. Lineage: Eukaryota; Metazoa; Chordata; Mammalia; Rodentia; Muridae. The record is from RefSeq and is a predicted model, not a curated record. Gene Ontology annotation, cellular component: external side of plasma membrane.
AUGGAGACUUCAGCACUCUUCAUUGUGCACCUGCUGCUGGAGGCUUCCCUUGCCCUGACCCAGACCUUUAAAGGUUCUCAUUCCUUGUGGUACUUCGACAUCGCGGUGUCAAGACCUGGCCUAGAGGAACUCCUCCACAUGACUAUCGGCUAUGUGAACGACACAGAGUUCAUGCAUUUCACCACUGAGUCAGCAAAUCCUAGGUUCGAGCCCCGGGUGCCCUGGAUGGAGCAGGUGGGACAGAGGUACUGGGAUGAGCAGACACGCAUUGGCAUAGGUGCAGCACGGCAGAUUCAAGUGUACUUUCAAAAACUGCGAGGCUACUACAAUCAGACCCAGAACAGUUCUCACACCAUCCAAAGGAUGACCGGCUGCUACAUUGGACCAGAUGGGCCUCUUCAUGCAUACCAUCAGUUUGGCUAUGAUGGGCACGAUUACCUCACCCUGAGUGAAGAUCUGAGCACCUGGAUUGCAGCUGACAUGGCUGCUGAGACCACCAAGAGAGAGUGGGAGGCAGCAAAUGUAGCUGUGUUCUGGAGGGACUACUUGCAGGGCUCUUGUGUGGUGUGGCUCCUUAAAUACCUGGAAAUGGGAAAUGAGACUCUACUGCGUGCAGACCCCCCCAAAGUACAUGUGACCCAUCAUCCCAGACAUGAAGGAGACGCCACCCUGAGGUGCUGGGCCUUGGGCUUCUACCCUGCUGACAUCACCCUGACCUGGCAGAGGGAUGGGGAGGACCUGACCCAGGACAUGGAGCUUGUGAAGACCAGGCCUGGAGGGGACAGAACCUUCCAGAAGUGGGCAGAUGUGGUGGUGCCUUCUGGAGAAGAGCAGAAAUACGUGUGCCAUGUGCAGCAUGAGGGUCUGCCUGAGCCCAUCACCGUGAUCUGGUCCCACAUCUUUCUUUCCUUUCCAGGCAGGCCUCCCCAGCCCUUCGUCCCAAUCAUAGUAGCUGCUGUUGGCCUUGUUCUCCUGGGAGCUUCAGUGGCUGCUGCUGUAAUGUGGAAGAAGAGCUCAGGAUUACGUCAUAAUGUGUGGGAAUCUGUGUAAGAAAAUUGUGAACGAUGGAUGAAGCAGACAGAGUGAGGAAUGCUCUUCCCACGAAGUGGCCUUCUAAAAAGAAUUGCACAAACUAUGAUAAAUGAAUGUGCUUCAAAGCAAGAGCAUGAGGAAAAUGCCCUGGCAUCUCCAAUUAUCUCUGUGGGGAAGGGGAAGGCCUGGGAGGAGUGGUCAUGGUUCCUUUCGCAUGGUCAAAGAU